AGCUGUUCCAAGCUCUUUCAGUGAUCUCGAACCUCCUCAGCUCACUCGUAGCUUCCUACACCUUGUGCUUGCUCUCACUCCCACCAUCACCAUGACAGAAGCCGGGGACACGCUCACCAAGAUCGACUCGCUCGACCUCGAGCACCAGGAACUCAAGAAGGGCCACCGCAGACGUAGCUCUCUCGCUCCUGAUGUUUACGCAAUUGAAGACUUAGAGAAGGAGAACGUAGAGCUCAAGAUCUCAAUUGAGACGCAGAAACUUGGAUGGAAACUGAACAAGUCGUCUAUGACAGUCGAUGACCCAGCAGUCCUGAAGCUGCCACUCACCGAGCCCAAGGUCAAGAAGAUCACUCUCCACUUCCCACUCGGACUCGAGGUCGUUGCAAGAAACCUCAAGGGUGUUACUAUCAAGGACGCGUUAGACGCCAUCCACAAGCAGUUCAAGAAGCGGGCAGAUGACGAGUUCGAGAAGCCCUACCUAGCUGGCUUCGAGUGGGAUCGCGAAGAUUGCUACACGCGCUUCAUAGUCCACCAGUCUGCCGUGCCGACAUCCUCCAUGUCUAGCGGCGGCAACUCUUCCAAGAAGAAGAAGAAGGCUGCAAAGGAGGGUGCUGACGAGUAAUGAACAACUCGCCCCCCUUCCCUGACUUCGACUUCACACACAGCCUCGAUCAUGUCUCUAUGCUUCCGCAUGAGUUUUAUGAGGGGUAUACGAUAUGCACUCGAGUGCUGGUCAAUCUCCACAUCGAUUUGGGAAGAGCGCGCUUGUCUACUGCGAAUGGCACGGCUGGUGUACUGCACGCCUGAGA
Dothidotthia symphoricarpi CBS 119687 is the source of this 809-nucleotide messenger RNA. RefSeq lists its product as uncharacterized. The record is from RefSeq and is a predicted model, not a curated record. Bases 92 to 622 code for a protein of 176 amino acids. The transcript is spliced from 4 exons. Lineage: Eukaryota; Fungi; Ascomycota; Dothideomycetes; Pleosporales; Dothidotthiaceae.